AGUGCGGAAAUAGCUGCGCGUCGUAAUUUUAGUGGAAUCGGGGCAACGCGGCCGCGGCCCGAAAUAGCGGCGCGUGCGUCUUCGCGCUGUCAAUUUCGUCCGGAUAGGGUGCACGAUUAGCAGUUACCGGCGGCUCUCCACCGUCUCCGGAGCCCGUGGGUGCAUUUCCCCGCCCCGGCUCGCUCCCGAACUGCACGGUUGCAUAAGUGUUACAUACCUACAACCAUGUGUGCGAAAAGCUCGCUACGUGUCCAGAAAGUGAAUAUGUUCUCUCCAGUGUUUUAAGUUUUAACCUCCAGGAUUAACUCAAAACUAAGAUGUUAAAAGGCCGGGGUCGUGCUAUGGUGGGAACUCCGCAGUUCCCGCGCCCGGCGCCGGGGACGCCACAGUUUGCCCGCCAGACGCCGAGCACACCGCAGUCUCGCCAAGUGCCGAACACGCCACAGUUCGCACGCCAGGCUGCGCCUGCGCAGCGCGCGCCCCUCGCCAAGCCGGAGCCGGACUACGAGGUGGUGGAGUUCCCUGCCGAGGAAUAUGUCAACGCCAAGCUGCAGCCACCACCUACGCCUCCGAGACCGCCGACAGGUCAUCCAGUGGAUGCCGGCGCGUCAUGCGGGCUGUGCGGCGGCGGCGGCGCGCGCGUGCGCUGCGCCGAGUGCGGGCGCCGCGCUCUCUGCGCGUCCUGCGACGACAUGUACCAUCGCCAUCCCAAACGCAGGCACCACCAGAGACAGGCUCUGUCCGUGACGCAGUUACGCGAAGAGCAGCGUCCGCCGCUGCCGCCUAAAACUACCGCUCCAGUGCCACCGCCUCGACGGCACAAGAUAAUUGGAGACCGAUCGAGUGCUAGUCCUAGACCUCCCGUACAAGAGCAGCCACGUAGAGCUACGCUCGGAUCCAUCAACACUAUGACGGCACAAAAUAAAGCACCGGCACGACCUUUAAGCAAUCACGGUGUCCCGCAGCCCAUACCUCCGCACCUGAGCAAGAUAUUGCCGCCGGCGCCUCCCGCUCAUGUCGGCAGCAUGCCUUAUUUGCCGACGAGUCAGUGUCAAGCUGCCGCUCCCGCGCCGCACGCCAUGCCGUACCACAACAACACGAUGGGUCAUGCGCCGCAGACGUGGGGGCGGCCCAGACCCGCCCUGCCGCCUUAUAACGUGCCGACGAACAUGGUUCAACAGGCAAUGAUGCAUGAACCAUGGGACGGGCCCGAGAUGCUACCUCAGGCUCAGAGCUGGGGCCGGCCUAUGCGGCGCGGCGCGUCGGUCCUGGAGCUGGGCCAGCCAGCGCCGCCGUGUCCGGGCUGCGCGCACUGCGCCGGCGCGCCGUGGCGCUACGGCAGCUGCGCCAGCCUCGACCCCGGCCCGUGGGGCUGGCAGUGCUGCCCGCCGCACCAGGUGCAUCCGCAUGCUCAUAUGCAUUCGAUGAUGACGCCUCAACCUUACCGCAGAGCCGACAGCCGCGCAAUGUCCCGCGCGGCGUCCCGCGCCGGGUCUCGCGCCGCGUCGCCCGCCAUGAGCGUGCGCUCGCGCGCGUCGCGCCGCACCAAGCACCGCACGCCCUCGCCGCCGCCGCUGCCGUCCAGCGACGCAGAUUCCGAGAGCGAGCAGAGCGACCAUCGCGACCCGCCGAAACCGCUAACUUCUGCUAGAAAAAUACCUCAGCCUAAAGUCCAAAGUCCGGUGCGGGUAGCUACAAUUCAGCCCGAAGUAAAAGAAGACAGUUUAGGGCCGGCACCACCGCCGCCGGAGUCGUCGUGGCAGUGCGAGCACUGCACGUUCGUGAACGAGCCGGGCGAGCGCGUGUGCGCGGUGUGUUGCCGCACGCCGACCACGGCGCCCAAGGUCGUGGCCAACGGCGCCGCCGACGCCGUGGCGAACCUACACAUCUCCGACCCGGCUGGGUCAAGUGCCACUCGCCAGAAACACAAUGGCGAGGUACCCAAAGUCCAGUCGAAAAAAGAGAAGUCUUCUACCGGUUGCGGCCCAUCCCCGCCGAGGGAAAACAACAGGCAACCAACAAGCCGACUCGUCACGCCGGUGCGGGACGUGAACGACCAGCCUCGGCGACACGACAUGGCCGUGGGGCCAUCGCCGCCCAAGGAAGUUCGGAAUAGGGAAGUCAAUGGCAGACCAACUUAUAAUGGAAGUGAACAAGCGCGGCAUAGCGUGUCUGUUGGUCCAUCACCGCCACGAGAGAGUACGAACCAAAAAAAGUCCGCUGGCACUUCCCCGCCUCGGGGAAGCGUUGAGAACCGCGGCCGGUCACCGUUCAGUCGGUCGAGAGUUUCCAAUACGGGUACAUCGCCACCACCACAAAGUAUUUCAACUCAGACGUAUGAAGUACCAACACCAUGGGAGCGUGAGCGUGUACGAGAAAAGGAACGCGAGCGAGAGAAGGAACGCGAGCGAGAAAAGGAACGCGAGCGGGAAAAGGAACGCGAGCGAGAAAAGGAACGCGAGCGGGAAAAGGAACGCGAGCGAGAGCGGGAACGUGCUCCGUCGGUGCCGCGGUCGCGCUCCCGUCGGCGGGUCCGUGACGAAGCUCGCCGCGAACGCUCGCACAGCAGGCAUUCGCUAUCCAGUGACACGCGGGAGAGCGAGCGCAGCGUGCGCACUCGGGGCCGCUGGGAGUGGCGCUCGCCGCGCGACAGCAGCGCGACGGCGACGGGCGACAGCGACGCGGGCCGCCGCCUCACGCGCCGCGCCUCGCACCUCGACCUGCGCCCGCAGCGCCCGCAGCGCCGCUCCAGCUUCUACGGCUCCGAGGCGGCGUCCCCUGAGCCGCUGGCGUACAACCGCACGCUGUCGAUGGAGGGUCUGGGCGCGGGCGCGGCGCGGGAGGCGGAGCGCGGGCUGGAGCUGGCGCGGCUCAUGGACGAGGCCGAGCGGCUCGGCUUCAGCGCGGCGGAGGUGCAGGCGGCGCUGGCGCAGAGCCCCGCCGCGCCGCUGGCGUGGCUGCGCUCGCGCUGGCCGAGCCUGGUGGCGGGCGUGCAGGCGGCGGCGGCGCGCCUGGCCCCCGGCGCCGCCGUGUCCGAGCUGGAGGCGCGCGCCGCGCUGGCGCGCCACCGCGCCGCCAUGUGGCCCGCCGUCACCGAGUGCGUCGAGCGCCACCGCCGACAGUUGCAGGAGGGCAGCGUCGGUGAGGAGCGGCGGCUGCGCGGGCGCGUGUGGGGCUCCCCGGCCGGCGCCGACGUGGACGCCGCGCCGCCGCCGACCGCCCACCGACUAGUGCGCGGCAAUUCAGAUGAAUUCGAAGAGCCGACACCGAAAACAUUUCAAGAUGAUGACUGGAUGUACUUGCCACUCCCGGCUCAAACUCCGAGCCUGUUUGACAUGGAUCUCGACAGAGAUAUUUGGGGUUUACCCGUUCACAAUAAGCUGGACAAUUUAGGAAAUAAUAUUGCUUCGGUUCCGAUAGAUUUCGCAUUGAUUCCACCAGAUUUUGCUUCAGCUCCGACAGAUUUUGGUUCGGUACCGACAGAUUUCGCUACAGCUCAAACAAAUGUCGCUUCUAUUCCGACUAGUAGUAAGGUAAAGGCAGAGAAACCUAUUAGUGCUCCUAAUAUUCCAAACACGCAAGAGAAAGUAGACGCAAUAGAUACUGAGGAUAUAGCUCAAAAAUUAAAAGCGUUACUUAUACAAGCAGGGAUCCCGUCUAUCAAUGACAAUUUACUUUUGAAAGGUUUACUAGCAGAUAACAAUUAUCUGGAACAAAGCAAAGAUGCUAAUACUAUUUUAGAUAAUAAACCAGAACAAAUAUUAGAUAGCAAUAAUUUAGAGAUAAAAACGAUUGCUAAUAUUAUCGUUGAUAACAAACCAAAACCAGUAGCAGAUAUUAACCCACGACACGUAGCAGAUAAUAAUAAUGUGAAAAAUGAAAAGGAUGCUAACAUUACUUUAGAUACGAAACGGGAACAACCACAGUCGUUCGACCUCGGCCAAUCCGAAAAUGAUUUCAUAAAUGCUUACAAUGCAUUAACUAGGCACAGCCCUUUACCUAGCGUUACUAAUGAUGGUGCUGGUGAUAGUCUAAAUUUAAGUUACUUGAAUGCUAGUAGUAAUAUAGUAACAUUGAAUGAUAAUAAUUCUGAAUUUCUAAAAUCUACAGAAACAUUACUGCCAUCUGAGCAAGACAAUGCAAUUAAGAUUGUGCCCAGUAAUGAUAACAUUGGGGAUAUUAUUUCAAACGUAGCAUUGGAUAACAAAGUGCAAGAAGCUGUAUCCAGUGCUAGUAAAGAAAAGACUGAAAGAGAAAUAAUAAACAAUGUUGAAACUACCCCAUCAAAUCUUGAGAGUAGAAACGACACUUCUGCUAAACAUACAAUAAAGUCAAAAAAUAAAUUAGUUACAGCAAAGAAGUCACCCGCAAACACAACAGAACGUGACAAUAUUCUCACAGACAAUGAUAAAUCAAAGAACUUGAACGAUAUCGUAGAUAAUACUCAAAAACUUAUCCAGCAAAUGAAAGCCGAAAUUAAUUCAGACAUUAAUUCUCUCGAUGAUUCAAACUCAUCACAUAGUGAGGCAGAUAAUAGUUCUAAUGACUCUGAUUUGUCAACGGAUCAUGAAUCUUCAUACAGUGAAUCCGAUGGAGAAACAGAGGACUUAACUACAGAAAAUAAAGAUUAUACAAGUAGUGACAAUGAAGAAGAAGGAGAAAUGCAGCAAAAUACCGAAAAAGGCACUCCUGUCUUAGACAGAACCAGUUCUGAGGAAAACGACCAAUUUGAAGAAGCAAUGGAUCAUAUAGAAGCACAAACCGAAGCCAUACAACAAACAAAUUUUGAAAUACUAAAUUCCAUUGCACGAAGCCUUCAAGAAGAACAUACGGUAUCUAUUCAGCUAGGAACAAAAACUGAAAAGACAGAAAUACGUCCAACACGCCAGGACGUCAACAACAAUUUUGCUACGGUUAACACCUUUGAAGAGAUUUACGAAGAACUUAGCACGGACCAACCUGUCGUACAGGAAAAGCAAAAAACUAAUUCUGGACAAAAGUCUAUGAUACCAAAAAUCGAAAAGCCGCCUUAUAUUAAACAAGACAUAAACCUAAUGGUUUUCAACCCUGUGCCCGCAUCAGUAGCAACAGUAAGUGAAAAUAUAUUAACGAUAAUUAAUGCAACUAUCGAAGAAUUACCAUUCAUAGAUGAACCACUAGAAACCCAUUAUGAUAUGUCAGAUAAUGAAACUACCGUAGAAUUAAACAUAAAGGAAUCCUCCGAAGAAGAUAAUGAUGAUAAUGCCACUAAUAUUAAUCAAGUCGUAGAACAUAUUGCUAAUGACGCACAUAGUUCUAUUGAAAUGGAUAGCAAAACUUCUUCGUCCCCGAAUAACAUUAACUCUACUGAUGAAAUUGUGGAACAAUUAAUUGUAAUCACAAAUACCCUUCAAAAUAAUUUGAACGAAAUAGAAAAUUCUGAAUUAUCUCAAUCUGACAUUGCAAACACAGAUAAAGAGGAUGAAGAAAAGGAAAUGCAAAUAAACCACGAUAUCGAUAAUAGCACGUCUCAGACUGAGAGCAUAAGUAUACAUAACAUUGAAGCAGAACCAGAGUCAAGAUCUAGUACAUCACCAGAUAAAAAAUCAUUAAGCCCUCUUAAAGAUGAGAAGAAUACCCCCACCAGGUCCAACAUACCAAAGCCUGUUAAGAUCUUACCCAGCAUCAAACCAAAAAUAAACAAGAUUGCUCCGAAGGUACUUGUUUCCAAAGUACCUGUACGGCGAGCAUCUAUAAAACAGAACCCCGCACCGGUUCCCCCUAAAGCUCAUUUUGGGAAUAUUAGCAGCGGCCAUGUGAAGCAACUGCAAUCAAGGUUAUUUAAUCCAAAAACUGGAAAAGCACCAGCACUGGCACGUCCAGCCGCAAAUACUAUAGAGGUUAAACCGUCAACAUCGACUUUGAAUAAGAAGAAGCCUGCUCCGCAACCCCCUUCGCAAUCACAACAACUUAAACAACCGUCUCCGCCAAAAACGCCUUCAAAAGAAAUGAAGCGGCCAUUUUUCCGCGAAACAUGUCGCACUGAAGAUGAAUGGACGGAGAGUGAUUCUGACGAUUCACAAGUGCAUUUCUUGGUCAAGCCAGAGCCGGAGCCGGAGCGACGACCGCCAUCGCCGCCGCCGCCGCUCACUUUGCGUCGCGUCUCGGGCCAGCUGAUCGACUUGGCACACGUGCGGCUUCCGGAGGGCUCACCUGAGAGACAAGCGCGCAUGCUCCUGGCCGAAGGCGCGGCCGAGAGCUGGGAGCAGGCGCAGCUGGCGGUGGAGCUGGUGGCGCGCGGCGCCGACGCGCCCGCCGCGCUGCUGGCCGCGCUCGAGUGCGCGUCCCUGCCCGCCGCGCUCGCCUACCUGCACCAGGACUGCGAGCUGUGCGCCUCCCGCCUGCCCGAGCACCAGAUGGUUUCAAUGCUGCGCUGCACCCACCGCUGCUGCCGCGAGUGCGCGCGCCUGUACUUCACCGUGCAAGUGACGGAGCGCAGCGUGGUGGACUGCGUGUGCCCGUACUGCAAGGAGCCCGAGCUUGAGACGCUGGAGGAGGACGCCUGGCUCGAGUACUUCGCGCACCUCGACAUACUGCUCAAAGUGCUGUUGGACGCAGACGUGCACGAAUUGUUCCAGAGAAAGUUGCGAGACCGGACUCUAGCGAGAGACCCGAACUUCAGAUGGUGCGUAGAGUGUUCGUCGGGAUUUUUCGUGCAUCCGAAGCAGAAGAAAGUUCGGUGUCCCGAAUGUAGGUCGGUCAGCUGCGCCACUUGCAGGAAACCGUGGUCAACGAAUCACGAGGGCCUGAGCUGCGAGCAGUACGCCGCGUGGCUGGAGGACAACGACCCCGAGCGCUCGGCCGCCGCCGUGCAGCAGCACCUCCGCGAGAACGGGCUCGAGUGCCCGCGCUGCCACUUCAAGUACUCGCUGUCUAGAGGCGGCUGCAUGCACUUCACAUGCACGCAAUGCAAGUACGAGUUCUGCUACGGCUGCGGAAAACCAUUCACUAUGGGCGCGCGCUGCGGCCUCAGCGAAUACUGCGCGCGGCUAGGACUGCACGCGCACCACCCGAGAAACUGUCUCUUCUACCUGCGCGACAAGGAGCCGCAUGAUCUGCAGACGCUAUUGCAGAUGAACAACGUAACAUUCGAAGUGGAUGCGCCGGAGGGGUCUCCGACCCGCUGCCCGGUGCAGCUGCAGCGCGAGACGCCCGCCGGGCUCGUGGACGGCGCCUGCAACGCCGACGCGCCGCCCCACCACGCCGGACUCUGCAAGAACCACUACCUGGAGUACCUGAGCCGGCUGGUGCGGCGGCGCGAGAUCGACCCGCUGCCGAUCCUCGGCGUCGACGACCUGGAGACGCUCGUGAAGCGCGCGGCGCUGCGGCCGCCGCCGCGGCCCUACGGCUCGCUCGACGGCCUGUACCGCCGCGGCCUCGUCGAGAUCGUGAAAGAGAAAAUACCCUUGGAUUGAUGGCCGUUUCUCUACCUGCCUACCAUCGUACAGAUUGAAAUAUCACAAGAAGCUACAUGUAUUCCAGUGUCUUGAAAUGAUAAU
Messenger RNA from Cydia amplana, 7538 nucleotides. Its product is annotated as E3 ubiquitin-protein ligase lubel-like. Gene Ontology annotation, cellular component: LUBAC complex. Lineage: Eukaryota; Metazoa; Arthropoda; Insecta; Lepidoptera; Tortricidae. The record is from RefSeq and is a predicted model, not a curated record. Gene Ontology annotation, biological process: protein linear polyubiquitination. Gene Ontology annotation, molecular function: ubiquitin protein ligase activity; linear polyubiquitin binding; K48-linked polyubiquitin modification-dependent protein binding. Bases 342 to 7454 code for a protein of 2370 amino acids. The transcript is spliced from 23 exons.